Messenger RNA from Monopterus albus (swamp eel), 757 nucleotides. It is a transcript of the gene nms, whose product is annotated as neuromedin S. The record is from RefSeq and is a predicted model, not a curated record. NCBI's taxonomy places the organism in Eukaryota, Metazoa, Chordata, Actinopteri, Synbranchiformes, Synbranchidae. The coding region runs from base 184 to 549 and encodes 121 amino acids. The transcript has 7 exons.
GCGGAGAGCGUGAUUGGUCACCUCUGCGUACGAGGGGAUGUCUGUCAGCGCACGAAGGUGCGUGCUUUUUAAACUGCUGCUGGGGACCGAGAUCAAAGAGCUGAGCCGAAACAAGUGGGCGCAACAAUUUUCUCCAAGAAGCGCGCACGUAAAGAGGGCACGAAGAGAAAGAAACGCUGAGACAUGAGUCUGCCGAUUGUGAGACAACUUUUUCUUUUCUGCUUUUUCUGGUUUGUUGGAUGCUGGAGCAAAACAGAUGCCAGUCCUUACGAUCAGUGGGAAGAUGGCAGCGCUUUAAGAAAGGUCCGAGGCAUCCACAGCGGUGAUUUGAACGACAUUUUGUGGAAAGACCAGAAUGAGCAACAAGUCCAGAAUGUUUUCAAAAGAUUCCUGUUUCAUUACUCCAAAGCACGCAACUCUGCAGGAGCUGUGCAGCAAGAGUCUUACCCAGUUCACCCACUGAUGCAACUUUCACCCAAACUUUCCCAGAGGAGAAAGAAGAAGGUGGUGCGUUUGAAGAUUCGAGGGCUGCCGGGGGGGAUGUUGUAAAGAAAAAGAAAAGGAAAUCAGAUGUAAAAGAAGAGCAGCAGGCCGCUUCGCCUGUGGACAUCACACCCAACAAUGACCAAUGGAGUGACACAGCAUCUUCAACGCCUCACCAGACAGGAGCAUGAUUCUUUGUUCAGAGAAAAUAAAUUAUUGUAUAGAUGGAGAAAUAGCACUGCACUGCCAUGUGUCUUCCUGCUUCCAAAUGUCC